AUGAAAAGAAUCUUCACUCGUUCGUUUACCCGAGGUGCUGCUAGAAACGGCCGUUCUCCUCUCAAGGCCAGCAUUAUUCCAACCCCUGUGGCCGUGACUGUGGGUGCAAUUGGUGCUUCUGUCGCUGCCUAUUACUUGUUCGACGCUAGAGCUGGAAUCCAUGAAUACGUCUUUUGUCCAUUGAUCAGAACUUUCACCGACGCUGAAAACGGUCACAAAUUGGGCAUUAAACUUAUGAGCCUUGGUCUCUCUCCAAAAUUGAGGGAAGAGUCGGCUCUGAAGGAGAAGGAGUACGAUAGCAUAUUGGGAGUGGAUGUUUUUGGCACUCGCUUGAAGUCUCCUAUUGGUCUUGCUGCUGGUUUGGAUAAGGAAGGCCAGGCUAUCGAUGCUCUUUUCGAUACUGGUUUUUCCUACGUUGAAAUUGGGUCCAUUACGCCUGAAGCUCAACCAGGAAACCCUCAACCACGUUUUUUCCGCUUGCCUCGGGACGACGCCGUCAUUAACAGAUACGGUUUCAACUCCCUGGGCCACUUGAGCGUUUUGAAUACCUUGAGACAGAGAUUUGACUCCUUUACUGGGCACGUCAACAAUGCUAAGAGACCCGGUAAGCUUUUGGGUGUCAACCUCGGUAAGAACAAGAAUGGUGACGAGGUGCAAGAUUACGUGACCGGUGUCCGUAGAUUCGCCUCUUACGCUGAUGUGUUGAUUGUCAAUGUUUCUUCGCCUAAUACUCCAGGUCUUAGGGAUCUUCAAAGCGAGCUGAAGCUUACUGACCUUUUGAAGGCUGUUGUGAGCGAGAGAAACACCCAGGGCAAGAAUUUGUGUGGUAAGACGCCUCCUGUGCUUGUUAAGGUCGCUCCAGACUUAACUGAACCUGAGAUUGAGUCAAUUGCCAACUCUGCCAAGGACUCAAAAGUCGAUGGUAUCAUCAUCUCAAACACUACAAUUCAGAGACCAAACAAGCUCUUGACCACAGAUAUGAAGUUGGUGAAUCAGACUGGUGGAUUAUCUGGCAAGCCAUUGAAGCCAUUGUCUUUACAAGCAUUGAAAACCUUGAGAAAAUACACCAAGGACAGUAAUUUGGUAUUGGUCGGUUGCGGUGGUAUCUCCUCUGGUAAGGAUGCCCUCGAGUUCGGUAAGGCAGGUGCCUCUUUCAUCGAAUUGUACACUGCUUUUGCCUACAAAGGACCAGGAUUGCCAGCUAAAAUUAGAGAUGAGUUGACAGCCUUGUUGAAGAAAGAAGGAAAGACAUGGCAACAGAUUGUCGGUGAAGAUGACAAAUAA
Messenger RNA from Candidozyma haemuli, 1284 nucleotides. It is a transcript of the gene URA1, whose product is annotated as dihydroorotate dehydrogenase. The coding region runs from base 1 to 1284 and encodes 427 amino acids. Gene Ontology annotation, molecular function: dihydroorotate dehydrogenase activity. NCBI's taxonomy places the organism in Eukaryota, Fungi, Ascomycota, Pichiomycetes, Serinales, Metschnikowiaceae. The transcript has a single exon. The record is from RefSeq and is a predicted model, not a curated record. Gene Ontology annotation, biological process: pyrimidine ribonucleotide biosynthetic process; 'de novo' pyrimidine nucleobase biosynthetic process. Gene Ontology annotation, cellular component: cytoplasm; mitochondrial inner membrane.